AUGACGCCACGAAGAAACUCGAGUUGUAACAACUCAAGAGAGGAGGAAUUCAAGGAAGUUUUUCGUCGUUUUGAUGGUGAUAAUGAUGGAAAAAUUUCUGCACUUGAACUAAGAUCCUAUUUUGGAUCUGUGGGAGAGUAUAUGUCACACGAGGAUGCUGAAAUAGUGAUCAAUAAUCUUGAUACGGAUAAAGAUAAUCUUCUCGAUUUUCAAGAUUUUAUGAAACUAAUGGAGAAAGAAGGUGAAGAGGAGGAUUUGAAGGGAGCCUUUGAAAUAUUUGAAUUGGAGAAAGGGUCGGGUCGGAUCACGCCCAGAAGUUUGCAGAGGGUUUUGAGUCGAUUAGGGGACUCAAAAUCAUAUGAUGAGUGCGUGGCUAUGAUUCAAGUUUACGAUAUGGAUGGUAAUGGCGAACUUGAUUAUCAUGAAUUUCAGCAAAUGAUGAUGGCUUGA
Molecule: messenger RNA, 450 nt
Organism: Fraxinus pennsylvanica
Lineage: Eukaryota; Viridiplantae; Streptophyta; Magnoliopsida; Lamiales; Oleaceae
Source: the annotation of a GenBank genome assembly